Musca vetustissima is the source of this 609-nucleotide messenger RNA. Its product is annotated as flightin. Bases 77 to 604 code for a protein of 175 amino acids. The record is from RefSeq and is a predicted model, not a curated record. The transcript is spliced from 4 exons. Lineage: Eukaryota; Metazoa; Arthropoda; Insecta; Diptera; Muscidae.
UAUUGAAUAUUUUUUACAUUUAGUCUUUUUUAUACUACUCUUCCAAUAAGUCGUUUUGUCAGUAACAUUAAGAGAAAUGGGAGAUGAAGAGGAUCCAUGGGGAGCUGAUGAUUCUGAGCAACAGCCUGAAGUCGCUGUAGCACCACAACCCGCGGCUACAGAAACUCAAGCGCCUCCAGCAAGCCAAACGUCUGCAAGCGAUGCUCCAUCUGCGGAUGCGCCAGUGACGACGGAUGCUGAUGUGGCACCACCUCCUCCACCAGUGGAAGAUGAUGGCUACAGAAAACCUGUCCAAUUAUACAGACAUUGGGUUAGGCCAAAAUUCCUGCAGUACAAAUACAUGUAUAAUUAUAGAACGAAUUACUACGAUGAUGUUAUUGACUACUUAGAUAAAAGGCAAAAAGGUGUCUCUAGAGAAAUACCCAGACCACAGACAUGGGCGGAACGAAUUUUAAGAAGCAACUAUUCCAGUGUACGAAGCCUGGACUUUGAAUCUUCCAGCAAGAGGGAUCAUCAAUUAAUUCAGACGUUAGCUGCAUCAAUUCGACCACAUAACUACCACACAAAGGCGUAUAUCAACCAAAAAUAUGCCAAAGUUCUCUAAAUCGG